Molecule: messenger RNA, 2134 nt
Organism: Jaculus jaculus (lesser Egyptian jerboa)
Lineage: Eukaryota; Metazoa; Chordata; Mammalia; Rodentia; Dipodidae
Gene: Prr35
Product: proline rich 35
Exons: 3
Coding region: 157-1842 (561 amino acids)
Source: RefSeq, a predicted model, not a curated record
GGGACGGUGCCAGGCGCCCCUCACUCACCCAACACCUGCGCGCCACUCCGGACUCGGGCGGCGCCCGGGCGGCUUCGGACCCACGUCCUCCUGGAGCAGCCCCCGCUCGCUCGUCCGGUGGCCAUGGUGCCAGGGCCUGACCAAUAGCAGAUUGCCAUGUCUCGAGAGGCAGGCUCAUGCCGAAUGGGCACUGGGGCAAGAGUGCGGUCACGGAAGCCCAAGAAGCCACACUACAUCCCGAGGCCCUGGGGCAAACCCUACAACUACAAGUGCUUCCAGUGCCCCUUCACCUGCCUAGAGAAAUCACACCUCUACAAUCACAUGAAGUACAGCCUCUGCAAAGAUUCCCUCUCGCUGCUGCUGGACUCACCUGACUGGGCAUGCCGCCGAGCAGCCCCUUCUCCCAGGCCCCGGGUGCCCACCCCUGACCACUCCAUGGCCCUUUCAGACCCUGGCAGCCAGCCCACCAUGCCCGACCUCAUCAUUGCUGACAGCCGCUCCCAGCGCCACUGUAGUGGGGGCCCCAAACCCGGGCCUGAGGGCUCCCCAAGACCACUGCCUCCACUGGCUAAAGCCAUCCGGAAAGGUUCUGACCCCAGUGGGCUCCUGGCAGAGUCAUGGAAGCCAGGACUAGGUGGCAGCAUGAGGAGUGGGGCUCUGGGAGCCACGGCUUUGGCAGGCUCUGACAGCAAUGUCCCCUGCUACCCACCACCUGCCCAGAGUGAGUUUCCUGAGGCUCAGAGCCUCCACCUGUCACUUCUGGGGAUCAACUAUCCUCUGGGGCCAGGUCUCUUCUCUUACCUUGGGCCCUCACUGGCUGCUGCAGCCCACAUGCCCUUCCUGGCCUCUGCUAGUCCCUUGCUGCCCCCUGCAGCUUUCCCAGCCCCACAGGCCCCUGAGCGCCCAACCCUGGCCCCCCGCCUUUACUACCCACUGCUCUUGGAGCACAGCCUGGGGCUACCAGCAGGCAGGGCUGCCCCUGCCAAGCCCUCUGUAACCCCCAAGGGGCCUCCUGGGGCUCUAGCUCCUGGGUUGCUGAAGGUGCCUAUCCCAGGGCUGGGGGGACCUUGGCCCCAUGGAACUCUCACGGACCCAAGGCAAGAGGGAGAGUUGGAACAGGCUGCUCAGAGCAAUCCCCAGGGGAGGCUGCAGAAGGCUCCCUCGAGCCUGGCAAAGUUUGACUCUCAGAGAAGCCUGCCGACCAGUUCCUCCCUGAUGCUCUGGCCUGAGGGUGAAGAACCAGGUGACCCUACGGCCCCAGGCCCUGAGGUGUCCCUUCCUCACCAAGCACGAGGACCAGUGCUGGGAAGUCCGGACCCUGUGGGAGAGGACCUGACCCAGGCUCUCGGUGACUAUGCCAAGGUGGAGCAGUGCCUGGGGCAGCUGGUGCCGCCUGGGGGCCUAGCCUCCAGACCUCUACGGGAGCAGUUAGGCAAGAUCCGCCGUGAGCUAUUCACCAUCCACCAGGCUCUGGCACGGGCAGCACAGCCUCCAGACACACCCCUUGACCUCUCUAUAAAGCGGGUGCCCACCAAGGGGUCUGAGGCACCUGCAGGGUCCUGGGGGUUGUCUGAGCCAAGCUCUAUGCUGGUAGGGGGGAUCUCUGAGCCCCCCAGUAUGCUGGGUCCUGCAAUGCUUGGGCCCUUCUCCAGCCAUACUACCAAGUGUGAAGCUGACUCCAGUGUCCCACCCCCUGGCGUCUCUCUCCAGGCCCCAGAGGACCCUGUCCCCUCUGGUAGUGGCUGGGGCACUUGUCUUGGGAUUGGGAGCUCUCAGACCCCUAAGGAUAUCCCUGCCCUGCAGAGCCCCCCAGGUGCUAAGGUCUGUUCACAACCCCCUUAGUGUGUGGACCCCGUUCCUUGACUUGGUCCCACUGUCCAAGGCUUGUCAAGUGUCAGUGUGCAUGAGGGCUGGACAACCCUCUGGCCCAUGACACCUCCCCCCCCCAGCCCACGAGAGCCCAUGAGGUCAUGUCAAAACAGUAAGGUCAUGGUUAUUUAUUGAUCACAGUUGUGGACAUUAAAAUAGAAGCUGUCUUCAAAACCCUGCUUGAGGGGCUAGGGAGAUGGCUCAGUGUUUAAAAGCACUUGCUUGCAAAGCCUGCUGACCAGGGUUCAGUUCCCCAGUACCCAUG